CAGGAAUCGACAUCCACACACACAACAAGCUGGCGAUCCAACAACAAUGACCGACCAAACGAAAUACACUCAAAAGCUCAAAGGCGCAAAAGUCCUCGUCAUUGGAGGCUCAUCAGGCAUUGGCUAUGCCGUCGCGGAGGCCUCAAUCGAGAACGGCUGCACUGUGAUCAUCUCUUCUUCCAAUCCCGAUCGUGUUCAGAAAGCUGUUCAGAAAAUCCAAGCCGCAUAUCCUUCUGCGAAAGACCGUAUCUCGGGCCAUGCGUGUAACCUUGGUGAUGAAGCGACCCUGGAAAGUAAUAUCAAACAACUCUUUGAGAAGACUGGAAAAGGUAUCGAUCAUGUCGUGAGUACGGCUGGGGAUAGUUUGGCGAUGAUUAAAUUGGAGGAGCUUGAUAUUGAGAAGAUUAAGAAGGCUGGCCUCGUCCGCUUCUUCGCCCCCCUCUUCAUCGGCAAAAUCGCCCCAGCAUAUAUGAACUCUGGCCCCUCUUCCAGCAUCAUCUUAACAACCGGCGCCGUCUCCGAACGUCCCAUUCCCAACUGGGCUCUCGUCAACUCCUACGCCACAGGUCUGCAAGGUAUGACGAGAGGUAUGGCAUUGGAUUUGGCACCGUUGAGAGUGAACGUUGUGAGCCCGGGGCCGGUAGAUACGGAACUCUGGGCGGGCUUGGGCGAGGAACAGAAGCAGAAGAUGUUCGCGGAGACGGUGAAGAAGUUGCCGACGGGGAAGGUGGGGAGGGUGGAGGAUGUGGCGGAGAGUUUUGUGUAUUUGAUGAGGGAUUGGAAUGUUACGGGGGCGAUGGUUAGUACGAGUGGCGGGUCGUUGCUGGUCGGGUAG
This is a messenger RNA of Cercospora beticola, 835 nucleotides long. RefSeq lists its product as uncharacterized. The record is from RefSeq and is a predicted model, not a curated record. Lineage: Eukaryota; Fungi; Ascomycota; Dothideomycetes; Mycosphaerellales; Mycosphaerellaceae. Gene Ontology annotation, molecular function: oxidoreductase activity.